UCCACAGCAGGGAUGACUGGCAGAGUGAGGACUGCAUAGGCUGCAGUAUUACGAGAGUGUGUGUGUGUGAUUGCAUGCGGGUGCAUAUGUGUCUGGGUGUAAUGUUCCCCUGUGUGUGACUGUGCUGACUGCGACAGCCAUCCUGUCCACAGCAGAGAUUUUCUCAGCAUGUAAAUGGUGCAAGCAGCGAAGGGAAAGUUUUUAACAACUUGUCUGAGCCUCGGCUAACUCAGUCAGGGCUGCACACGCUGAUUCAGUCCAGGAGGAGAGCAGCACCAGAGCUGGAGUGUUACUUCAGCUUGUCUCAGCCCAGGAUUUGUGUGGUUGUUCAUUGAUUGCCUGACACUGGACUGGAUACGGUAUUUGUGCAUCACACGUCAGAGCUGAGGGAGCCAACAAGGUUGUCUAUUUGGAAGCUGCUGUGAUGGAUGACCAGUGCAUGUCCCACACUAGUCCUCAGCGCAGUGGAGGUCAGGCCAGCACAGAAGUUCAGAGGCAAGGACGGUCGAAUGUCAUCAGGUGUGGGUGGCUCAGGAAGCAAGGAGGUUUUGUCAAGACUUGGCACAGUCGCUGGUUUGUAUUGCGAGGGGACCAGCUCUACUAUUACAAAGACGAGGAGGAGACCAAAGCCCUGGGAGUCAUUUUCUUACCUGGAAACAAAGUCACGGAGCAUCCAACCAGUGGCGAAGAGGGGGGGAAAUUUCUUUUCGAGGUCAUUCCAGGGGGAGACAGAGAGCGGAUGACAGCCAACCAUGAGACUUAUCUUCUUAUGGCCAACACCCAGAAUGACAUGGAAGACUGGGUGAAAACAAUUCGUAGGGUCAUAUGGGCACCUUUUGGUGGAGGGAUCUUUGGUCAGAAGUUGGAGGAGACAGUACGGUAUGAACGCCGGUAUGGGAACAAGCUCGCCCCUAUGCUGGUAGAGCAAUGUGUGGAUUUCAUUCGGCAGCGGGGUCUUCGGGAGGAGGGCCUGUUCAGGCUGCCCGGACAGGCCAACCUGGUCAAAGAGCUGCAGGAUGCCUUUGACUGUGGAGAAAAACCCUCUUUUGAUAGUAACACAGAUGUGCAUACAGUAGCUUCUCUACUCAAGCUGUAUCUCAGAGAGCUGCCAGAGCCCGUCAUCCCUUUCCAUAAGUAUGAUGAGUUUCUGACCUGCACCAAGCUCCUUGGCAAAGAUGAUGAAAUGGGUAUGAAGGAGUUAAGAAGGCUUGUGGAAAGUCUACCUCCAGUGAACUACAACCUUCUCAAGUACAUCUGCAGAUUUCUAGAUGAAGUCCAGUCAUAUUCAGGAGUGAAUAAAAUGAGUGUCCAGAACUUGGCUACAGUCUUUGGGCCAAAUAUUUUGAGACCUAAGGUUGAGGACCCGGUAGCUAUUAUGGAAGGUACUGUUCUGGUCCAGCAGCUCAUGGCUGUUUUGAUUGGCCAGCAUGACGUGCUAUUUCCUCACAGUGAGGACAACCCAACAACCCUUGAGCUUGUCAACAACAACAGUAUUGAACUAACACGGCAACAAGCCACCACAACUACCUCCACCGUCACUUCAGUGUCUGAGAAUCACAUGGUCCGGCAGUGUGUUUGGGAAACACCCGAGUCUUCGAUGAAUCGCCAACAUGUAGGCAACAGUGGUUCCCCUCGAUCAGCAAGCCCUCGUAAUGGUGUUGUAGCACGCUUUGACAUCACCCGCAGUCCACCACUGACUGUUAAAAAGAACCAGACAUUCAGCAAAGGUUGCGGGAUUGUUACAAAUGGUUCAUUUAGUUCCUCACCAUCCUCAGACCCCAAUCAAGAAAGAGGCCAGACUCUGACCGGAGGUGGGACUUUACCAGUAUGGCGUAGCGGGACACUCAAAGCCUCCGGCACAAAAAUGGGGACCAGUGGUGUGACAAAUGGAAGUGGCACUGGAGGGAAUGGGACUGGAGUUGUGCGCAUGGGCAUUUCAGUUACUGAUGUGGUCACAGGCAGCCUGAGGGACCGCAGUGGUCUUUGGGUACCCAAUGGUUGUGUAACAUUAAGAGAAAACAGCAAAACAUGUGACUAUGGGGAUCAAACGACAAAUCAGAAUCGCCUAUCCACAUAUGAUAAUGUCCAUUUAAACCAUCAGAAUCUGCAGCAGCAAAACCAGAUCACCAACACAUGUCUGAACAUCGGCUGUGAGGAUAAACAGAGUGUAGACAGCGCCACCUGGUCUACCUCCUCCUGUGAAAUUUCUCUUCCUGACAACUCCACUUCCUGUCGUUCCUCCACCACUACCUGCCCUGAGCAGGACUUCUAUGGUGGUCACUAUGAAGACUUGGUUGGACCACCUCUGGAUAAUGAGCCUCCCCCAUGUGGUGAAGGAGGAGAGGGGGAGGGCAGAAACAGCAACAGAGAAGGAAGUGGAGAUGGAGCAGGGAGGAGUAGUCGGGGAACUUGCAGUAGCGACAACAGUGAUGGCUUCACUGUUGGUAAUGGGCCUGGCAGCCACAGUGCUUUGCACAGUUUGGUGGCCAGUCUUAAACAGGAGAUGCACAAGCAAAAGACUGAGUAUGAGGCCAGGAUAAAGAGCUUGGAGCAGCGUAACCUGGAACUGGAGACAGAAAUGGUGAGUCUAAACGACGAGCUGGACCAGGAGAGGAAGAAGUACACCAUGGCGGAGAUCAAGCUGCGCAACGCUGAGCGCGCCAAGGAUGAUGCCGAGCGGCGAAAUCAGAUGCUGCAGAAAGAGAUGGAACAGUUUUUUUCCACGUUUAAUGACCUCACUGCAACUGGCAACACCACAGCCACCGAACCACGCCGACGGGAUCGCAACACCACCAUCUGGAUACAAUGAAGGAAGGCAGGAAUGUGGGCUGAUAUGCCAGUGAAGACUGGAAAUGGUUGAUUAUAUGAUGUGAAUGUUACACAGACUCCAAACAGGAUUUGGUUGCUGGUUGUAGAAGGAAAGAUGGGAAGUUAUACCGCAGAGGAUAUUGGUAUGUUUUAAUUUAAGAAACAGGUGGUGUAAGGGUAAGGCAAGCCACUUGUAUAAAUGUAUACAUCACCUGGAGUGAUGUCAGUGACAUUAUGUGUAAAUACAGCAUUAUUUAAACAGUUUGGACACACUCUCCAAUGAAUUCAGAAACUGUGGUGGUAGCUGAACAUCUGACUGGGGAGUACAGGGAGAGUACUCCAUGAGCUGCGAUGAUAUACAGUACUAAUAUUAUGUUACGGAUAGGAGAGAAGGCAAAACAUUCAAAAAGGCUGUGUUCAGCAUAAAAAUACAAACUUUGGACCUGAAGCAGACCAUGCCGAAACUUCUCACUGUCUUAAUUCGUUUUUAAAAUAUAACCAAAAGUACCUUAUUGUUCCGUGUAAUACUGUUCUGCUCAUGUAAAUAGAGGGAAACAAUGCAGAAAAACACAGUAUAAUAUGUACAGAAAAAGGAAAGUAAUACUUAAAUGUUUCUCUGGUAUUUAAGUAAAGUUAUCAGUUUGUGAUAUUUUAUAUUUUUCCUUGCACUUAAUGUUUGUUUAUUCUCUCAGCAAGGUGGUACUGAAUGUUCUGUCAGUGUGUACUUUUUAAAAUUAACACUACAGUAUAUAUGCUCCUGUGUUUCUGUGCUGUUACAUUUACCCCAUGACCAAAAAGAGAGCCUGUACUGUAAUUAUUGUAUAGAUAAUCUAAACUCCUUGUUAUAUACAGAAGGAUAUGGCAUACAUGAUGAGUGGAUACUGUCCAAGGAAUCUUUUGUAGCCUGUAAAAAUAAAUGUUAAGACUCGCACGCUUAGGUCAUUGGCAUAAAACCCAGAUAAAAUUAAAAUAUUUGUUGUGAAGUCAUAAUUUCAGCUAACAAAAUGUAAUUUCUCAUGAAAAGAUGGAUUGCUGUUGUUAUUCUGUGAAUGCCCCCUACAGUUUAAAAUCUGCCUGUGAGCAUAUGACAUGCAAGUUUGUAAAAUAUUCUUCUGUAGCCUUUUGAUAAUGUGUCCAUCUGACACAACUGGCUUUCAUCCUAACCGAGCACAGAAAUGUGUUUUUGGGUUAUAACUGUGAAAAUUACAGCAUCAAAUGUGUCAACAUUGAGCACGUUAUCAUGGUUGCUAAAUUCCUUAGCAAGUGGUGUGCACAUGAUGGUGCAGAAGUCCACGAAGGUCAGUGUAAAUGAAUGUUUGUAAAAUGACUGCAUAUUGAUGAAGUCUUUAUGAGUGUAUUUAUUUAGCUUAAACCAAAUGCGUAUACACAGGUUAGAUUUACUAAUGGGUACAAAGCGGCACAUGUGAAAUUCUGUCAAAAGAACUUUAAGUGUGCACGUGUGCACAGACCUGCUGCAGGCUACUUUCCCUCUGAAAACCAAAUCCAGUUUAAACCUGCUACUAGUCACCGCACCACAUCUACAGUGUGCACGUGGAGAAAAAAGUGCCUGAACAACUGAAGAAAGGAAGAGGGGAGCCUGUGCUUCUCAUUUUGCACCCUUCAUUGACGAAAAAACAGGCUUAAGCCAAGCAGACAGUGUCACGUCAUUCUGUGAAUUCCACACAAAAGAGCAGAUUUGGGCACAGGGCAAGAGGGAGAGGAGGGCAAGGAUAGAGGGGUAUUUUCAUGACAUGAUACUUGAUACACAA
Messenger RNA from Monopterus albus (swamp eel), 4577 nucleotides. RefSeq names its product Rho GTPase activating protein 24 (gene arhgap24). Gene Ontology annotation, cellular component: focal adhesion. The record is from RefSeq and is a predicted model, not a curated record. NCBI's taxonomy places the organism in Eukaryota, Metazoa, Chordata, Actinopteri, Synbranchiformes, Synbranchidae. Gene Ontology annotation, molecular function: GTPase activator activity. Gene Ontology annotation, biological process: activation of GTPase activity; negative regulation of ruffle assembly; signal transduction.